AUGGCUCUUGACAGCACAGGGGUCCCGCAGGCAGCGGUCACAGGGGAUGGGACUAACAAGAAGAAGGAUGAACAGGCCCCCAUGAACACACAGGCCCUCCAGACCGCCUCCCUGAAGGAUGGCCCAGCGAAGCGUGCAGUGUGGGUCCAUCAUACCUGUUCGGAACGAAAAGAACCCACUAAGGCCACAGAUGUCAAGGAGAAGCCCAAGGUAAAGGUGACAAAGGCAGUGGUCGUGGACCUUGGCACUGGCUACUGUAAAUGUGGCUUUUCUGGGCUGCCAAAGCCCAGCCACAACAUCUCGUCAACAGUGGGCAAGCCCUACAUGGAGACCGCCAAAACAGGGGACAAUCGCAAAGAGACAUACGUGGGGCAGGAGCUUGUCAAUCCAGAGGUUCGCCUUAAGCUAUUCAAUCCUCUGCGGCACGGCAUCAUCGUGGACUGGGAUUCAGUGCAGGCGAUCUGGGAGUAUCUCUUCCACCAAGAGAUGAAGAUCGCCCCAGAGGAACAUGCGGUCUUAGUUUCGGACCCACCCCUGAGCCCGCACACCAACAGAGAGAGGUACGCUGAGAUGCUGUUUGAGACCUUCCGCACGCCUGCAAUGCACAUCGCCUACCAGUCCCGCCUGUCCAUGUACUCCUAUGGCAGGACCUCCGGCCUGGUCGUGGAGGUCGGCCAUGGUGUGUCCUACGUGGUCCCCAUCUACGAAGGUUAUCCUUUGCCUAGCAUCACGGGACGGCUGGACUACGCGGGCUCUGACCUGACAGCCUACUUGAUGGGCUUGAUGAACGAUUCGGGAAAACACUUCACCAAGAACCAGAUGGGCAUCGUGGAGGACAUCAAGAAGACAUGCUGCUUUGUGGCCCUGGACCCCAUUGAAGAGAAGAAAGCCCCAGCUUCUGUGCAUACGGUCCAGUACACUCUGCCAGAUGGGCAGGAGAUAAACCUGGGCCAGGAGAGGUUCCUCUGUUCAGAGAUGUUCUUCAAGCCGUCUCUGAUCAGGUCCAUGCAGCUGGGCCUCCACACCCAGACGGUGUCCUGCCUCAACAAGUGUGAUGUCGCCCUCAAACGGGACAUCAUGGGGAACAUCCUGCUCUGUGGGGGGAGCACUAUGCUCAGCGGUUUCCCUAACCGUUUGCAGAAGGAGCUGAGCAGCUUGUGUCCCAACGACAACCCCCAGGUAAUUGUGUUGCCUGAAAGAGACACUGCAGUGUGGACAGGCGGCUCCAUCCUGGCAUCGCUGCGGGGCUUUCAACCACUGUGGGUCCACCGCUUUGAGUACGAGGAACAUGGGCCUUUCUUCCUCUACAGAAGGUGCUUCUGA
This is a messenger RNA of Pteronotus mesoamericanus, 1323 nucleotides long. Its product is annotated as actin-like protein 7A. The transcript has a single exon. Gene Ontology annotation, cellular component: cytoplasm; nucleus. NCBI's taxonomy places the organism in Eukaryota, Metazoa, Chordata, Mammalia, Chiroptera, Mormoopidae. Bases 1 to 1323 code for a protein of 440 amino acids. The record is from RefSeq and is a predicted model, not a curated record.